GACUGUGAGUGACAAGGUAUCCUACGCCUUCGGAUACCCGAUUAUCAUCUCUUUGAAACCAACGGCCUGAUGCACCAUGUUUUGAGGCCCAUAGCUUUUCGACUUGCCCUCGUCUCCCCUCUGAGGUCGCUCACCAUCACCCAUCAUCACCUCUUCUUCACAAAAUGCACCAUGGCAUCCAGCGCUAGAACAUACAAUGACGCAAUCGAUGCGCUCAACUCCCUCCAGACCCCCUUCGCCGUCAUCGAAGCCCGGCGCAAAGCGGGUAUCCGUCCCGAUGCGCACUCGGUAAAGGAAAUGCGUGCCUACCUCGCCCGCAUCGGCUACUCCUCCCAAGAUCUCGAUCGCCUCAACAUCGUCCACGUAGCCGGUACCAAGGGCAAGGGCAGCACCUGUGCCUUCGUCGACUCCAUCCUCACGCGUCAUCAGCAGACUCACGGCGUUCCCAAGCGCAUCGGUCUCUUCACCUCCCCCCAUCUGAUUGCUGUCCGGGAACGCAUCCGUAUCGACUCCAAGCCCAUCUCCGAGGAACUGUUUGCCCGCUACUUCUUCGAGGUCUGGGAUCGUCUCGAGACAUCCAAGCUGGCUCAGGAUGAGGUGGAACUGGGAAGCAAGCCCAUUUACGCUCGCUAUCUUACCUUGAUGAGUUACCACGUCUACCUGUCCGAGGGCGUCGAUGUAGCCAUUUACGAAACUGGCAUCGGGGGUGAAUACGAUGCCACCAACGUGGUGGACCGUCCCGUGGCCAGCGGUAUCAGCACCCUUGGUAUCGACCACGUCUUUGUCCUGGGUGAUACGGUCGACAAGAUUGCGUGGCACAAGGCGGGUAUCAUGAAGACAGGCAGCCCGGCAUUCACGAUUGAGCAGGUUCCCUCCGCAGCUCAGGUGCUCAAGGACAGGGCGGUGGAAAAGGGCGUGGAUCUCAAGAUCCUUGAUGUUGAUUCCAGGCUCAACGGCGUCAAGAUCCGUCCCGAUGCACCCUUCCAGAAGAAGAACGCAACGCUGGCUAUCGCGCUCGCUGAAACUGCUCUCAAAAAGUUGGACCCUUCUUUCAAGCCUGGCAGCGACAGUUUAUCACCCGAGUUUGUCCAAGGCCUCGAACAGGUUGUCUGGCGUGGCCGAUGCGAGGUCAAGGAGGAGGACCAGGCUGUCUGGCAUCUUGAUGGCGCACAUACCGUUGACAGCCUGAAGGUGGCGGGAAGAUGGUUUGUCGAGGAGUGUGUCAAGAAGGCCAAGGGCGGACCCAAGGUGCUCAUCUUCAACCAGCAAGGCCGGUCUGAGGCCGUUGACUUCCUUGAUGGCCUUUGCAACACUGUCAAGAGUGCUGAUCCGGAGGGAACUGGCUUUAGCCAUGUUAUUUUUUGCACCAAUGUGACAUAUGCGGCGACUGGCUACAAAAAAGACUUUGUCAACCAUCAAUAUAACCCCAAGGACAUUGAAAACAUGACACAACAACGAGUCUUCGCGGAGAGGUGGUCGACCCUCGACCCCUCUGCGAAUGUCAUGCUUAUCCCCACUAUUGAGGAGGCCAUCAACAAGGCCAGGAGCCUGGUAGACACCACGGAAGGCGAACAGAAAGUGCAGGCACUCAUCACCGGCAGCCUUCACCUCGUGGGUGGCGCGCUCGGCAUUUUGGAAAAAGCAGAUGCUCUCUGAAGGGGAGAUGUGGUUCGGCAGCAGUUUUCAACAUUUAUUUUAGAUAUCCCUCCAAUUUUCACAUGGUAUGUACAGGGUUUGGCAUUUUGCUUCGCAGCAUCUUUUCUUCGUUACAAACACAGGGAAAUACAGGAAAAGUACAGGAAGAUAGAACAAGGGGGUAAAAGGAAAAAAAAGCAAGCCAGUACUUAAUAUUCAACAUACUCAACUGUCUUGAGAAGACCACCAAGAAGGUGGAAGCUUCCCGUUACAAGGACAUUACACGUCUUGCCGUCCUUGCGCGCCUGCUCAGCGAUCUUUUGAACCUGUUCCAUGGCCGGCUCUACUGCGUUGUAGACCGAGGUCUCGGUCCCCGCACUAGCUUCCUGAACAAUCUUCUGCCCCUGCAACUGCACCGCGAGAUCUCUCUCCGGCUCACCCUCCGCCGGCGCCUUUUCCUCGUUCCUUGUGAGCACCGCGUAGGUGAACACCGGCGUCGUUGUCCCGCUUUGC
Molecule: messenger RNA, 2148 nt
Organism: Neurospora tetrasperma FGSC 2508
Lineage: Eukaryota; Fungi; Ascomycota; Sordariomycetes; Sordariales; Sordariaceae
Product: tetrahydrofolylpolyglutamate synthase
Exons: 4
Coding region: 70-1656 (528 amino acids)
Biological process (GO): tetrahydrofolylpolyglutamate biosynthetic process
Cellular component (GO): mitochondrion; cytosol; cytoplasm
Molecular function (GO): tetrahydrofolylpolyglutamate synthase activity; ATP binding
Source: RefSeq, a predicted model, not a curated record